CAAUAAUUUUAAAAUAGAACUUUAAAUACAAAAGGAAAUGUGUCUCUGCCUUGGACCAUUCAAAUCUGGCAAAACUCUUUUAAUGAAAAGUCUCCAAGGAGACGAAAUCGACGAUGCGACUCAUACUGUGCCUACUAACGGAAUAAAUAUAUAUACUGUAAAAAAUGAUACUGGUGAAUUCGAUAUGGUGAUUAAAGAAAUUGGCGGUAAUAUGGCACCGAUCUGGAAGCAUUAUUUUGAUAAGAUUCAUAAAAUCAUCUAUGUAGUGGAUACCAGUAAUCUUUGUCAAAUAAGUGCUGCAGGCGUACUACUUUACUCUUUUCUCGUGGAACCGAGAUUACGGAAUGUGAAAGUAGCACUCAUCUUGAACAAGAUGGAUGUUUCGUAUCGUCAGAUGAGAAACGAAGCUUUGUUGAUGUUACAAUAUGCGCGUCUGCAAAAGGAGGUGACACAGAAGAUCACCGUGCUGGAAACCAGUGGUAUGACGGGUCAGGGAAUAGAGAGUUUACGCAGCUGGCUAUUUGAUCCGGAAACGCUGCGAAUUACGCUCAAGGCUAAUAAAUAGGCUAAUAAAUUG
Atta colombica is the source of this 577-nucleotide messenger RNA. Its product is annotated as ADP-ribosylation factor-like protein 16. The transcript is spliced from 2 exons. Lineage: Eukaryota; Metazoa; Arthropoda; Insecta; Hymenoptera; Formicidae. Gene Ontology annotation, molecular function: GTP binding; GTPase activity. Bases 38 to 565 code for a protein of 175 amino acids. The record is from RefSeq and is a predicted model, not a curated record.